Molecule: messenger RNA, 405 nt
Organism: Rhopilema esculentum
Lineage: Eukaryota; Metazoa; Cnidaria; Scyphozoa; Rhizostomeae; Rhizostomatidae
Product: histone H2B.1
Cellular component (GO): nucleosome
Molecular function (GO): DNA binding; structural constituent of chromatin; protein heterodimerization activity
Source: RefSeq, a predicted model, not a curated record
AUGUCGGACGCACCAGCUAAAGGAGGGAAGAUAGCCCCAAAGGUUGCAAAGAAAGGAGAGAAAAAGGCAGGAGUUGGAAAAAAGGCUGGGAAACCUGGUGGAAGUGGCAAAAGGUCAAGGAAGCGCAAGGAAAGUUAUUCCAUCUACAUUUACAAAGUGCUCAAGCAAGUGCAUCCCGACACUGGGAUCUCCAGCAAGGCCAUGGGUAUCAUGAAUUCCUUCGUCAAUGAUAUUUUCGAAAGGAUCGCGCAAGAAGCAUCUCGCCUUGCCCAUUACAACAAGAAAGCCACGAUAACCUCGCGAGAAAUUCAGACUGCGGUCAGGCUUUUGCUUCCAGGAGAGCUCGCUAAGCACGCCGUGAGCGAAGGCACGAAAGCAGUGACAAAGUACACAAGCAGCAAGUAG